AUGUCUGACUUCUUUUCAACCCUACAGUCUUUUCAACCCAGGACCGUAGCCUGCCAGGCUUCUCUGUCUGUGGGAUGCUCCAGGCAAGAAUGUUGGAGUGGGUUGCCAUGCCCUACUCCAGGGAAUCUUCCCGACCCAAGGAUCAAACCCAGGCCUCUUAAGUCUCCUGCAUUAGCAGGAGUUUUCUAUACCACUAGUGCCAUCUGGGAAAUACAAUGGGAUGUCCAGACCCUCACACAACUCCCCUGCCACACACCGCCUCCCCAGCCCUUCUUUCCCCUGAACCCCUCGGGGGUGAGGGGUGAUGAAGGCAUGCAGGAAAGGUGUUGCAAGAGACUGAAUCAGGCUGGAAAAAAAAUGGUAUCUUUCUUGACCAUGGGAUCAGGUUGGUCUCAGCAGGUUCUUCCUCCAAAUGUCUAUAAUAGCGACCACCUCAUGCCUAGGUGA
Molecule: messenger RNA, 447 nt
Organism: Rangifer tarandus platyrhynchus (Svalbard reindeer)
Lineage: Eukaryota; Metazoa; Chordata; Mammalia; Artiodactyla; Cervidae
Source: the annotation of a GenBank genome assembly